UUCGCAUGUAUAAAUUACUAGAAAUUGUACUGUACGGCACAUGGUAUUUUUGAUGUAUAAACUUUGUCUCUUUAUAAAUUACACUGCGAAUGUAAACAAAUGUAAACAAUGAGCGACAGCGAUGACGAUCAGCCGCAAUUGAGUUCGAGUACGCUUGCCGCGCUGCAAGAAUUCCUGAAGGAAAAGGAAGAGCGAGAGAAUUUGCUGAAACGCAUAUCUGAGGAGGAUCAGGUGCCGGAUACUCCCUUCGACGAGGACUGGCAACUGAGCCAAUUUUGGUACAAUGACGAUACGAUAGAGGCUUUUGUUCAAGGUGCUUUAAACUCCACACCAACAAAUGGAAGGAUCGCUCUGGUCUCUUGUCCGACGCUUUAUAGUAGAUUGAAGAGGGAGUGCGGUGAACGGCAAAUCAGGCUGUUUGAAUAUGACAGUCGUUUCAAGAUAUUCGGUGCAGAUUUUAUACAGUAUGACUACAAGUUUCCUCUGGAUGUGCCCAGGAACAUGUCUAGUCAAUUUGACCUGGUUAUAGCUGAUCCACCGUUUCUUUCAGAGGAGUGUCUAACGAAAUCGGCGGUGACAAUAAAAUUUCUGACUAAGAGAAAUAUUGUACUCUGCACAGGUGCUAUUAUGGCGGAACUGGCAGAGAGACUGUUGGAUGUCAGAAAAUGUGAUUUUAUUCCAGGUCAUAAGAACAAUUUGGCAAACGAAUUUUACUGUUACUCAAAUUUUAAUUUUGACAAAAAUUUGAAAUGAGAGCAAACAGUAUUAGGAACAAUUCGAACAAAUACAUAUGUGAUAAAUAUACGUAAAUGUUAAUAAUUUCUUUUAUAUUUUCUCAAGAACCAAUUGCUUGUAAGCUAAAGGUUGAAAAAUUAAUUACAAUAGAUGAUACUGAAAUAUUAUUGGAUAUAAAAAGAUUCCAUGAUUUUCAUAAUUAAUGUACAUAGAAGGAUUCUAUAAAAACUUAUCUUUCAACAAUACAAUUCUCUUAUUUUAUAUUCAUUGACUCUUGCUCUCUUUUCAUUCAGACUGUAUAAUAAAUUGUAUAAUUGAAAGUGUUCUUUUAUAACUAAAGGUUCAACUUAAAGAAGUAAAAACGAAUUACAUGACUAUUCAGAUAUAUCUUUUAACAAAAGAUAUUUUGUUAUUAAAAUUGUCAAAAUACUAAAUAAUAUUCUUAUUUUGA
Molecule: messenger RNA, 1186 nt
Organism: Solenopsis invicta (red fire ant)
Lineage: Eukaryota; Metazoa; Arthropoda; Insecta; Hymenoptera; Formicidae
Product: EEF1A lysine methyltransferase 1
Exons: 4
Coding region: 109-753 (214 amino acids)
Biological process (GO): methylation
Molecular function (GO): protein-lysine N-methyltransferase activity; nucleic acid binding
Source: RefSeq, a predicted model, not a curated record